Cladocopium goreaui is the source of this 3123-nucleotide messenger RNA. The record is from the annotation of a GenBank genome assembly. Lineage: Eukaryota; Dinophyceae; Suessiales; Symbiodiniaceae.
AUGUUGCUGCGGCGGGCCACCAAGUGGGCCGCGGUCGGACUUACCGCCGCACAAGUCCGUGCGGCCCUCCGCCAGAAACAGCAGCCGCGACCAAGUCAAGAGGCAGGAAAACAGCGGCCGCACGCGGACCGCGGAGCGGACUCACCCGCCAGAAAGGCGGAACAGUACUCAGGUCCCAGUUUCGGGGCCCCCAGGCCCAAGCAUGGGCCAGACGACCUACGUGUCAGCAAGGCCAGGGAUGCAAGAGAGAGGGAAGCAUGCCGUGGCAUCCCUGGACAUCCGGGCGAGGCGCCCGCUGACACCAGAGGAAUGGAUGGAACCGGAAAGCCGUGGAUCCUAGAGUGGGUCCUAACGGAAAGGGGGUUGCGGGAAUACCUCGGCAUGGCCCCGCGAUCCCAUGGCGAAGGGGCCGGAAGUGACCAGACCGGCCAGGCCCCGGAAGUUGAGGAAGCCGAGGCAGAACCGCCCCCGGGCGGGCACCGCCCCCGCAAGGGCAGGAGGGACCGGGAAGAUCCCCCGGGAGACGAGGACCGGGAAGGAUCCCCGCCGGAAAGGGACCAUGGGUCCGAACUGGGCUUGGCCGAUGCCGCCCCGAUCUGUUGCUCUUGCGGCAAGGGCGGAGCCAGGGCGAUGAAUCACAGCAUCCGGCUGGACCACGCCACCAUGGUGACACGACCGCUGGGAAGUCGAAGCCGCCACCACGUGGGCAUAUGCCUGGUGCCCAGCAGGGUCGGCACGAUCAGGCCGAAAAACAGAGACAUAAGAAUGUGCGGGCACACGCCGUGCGAGGAGUGCACCAGGUGGGUAGCCGGUGCCCCUAUGUGCGCAUGCUGCGCGCACCGAACGGGAGAGCAGGGGUCACCGCUCUCAGGCGCAGGCAGGCUCCCGUCCACGGAGGAUGGCCGCAACAGGGCAAGACCCGCUCUGCCCGCCGGAGGCGCAGGGUCGGGAGCCCCGCCCUCGGCCCGUGGCACUCACCAGCCACCGGCCAGGAUGAUGCCGGAUCUCACCCCGGCAACGGGCAGGCGAACCAGAAGCCGCACGCCGCCGCGCGAGCGGAGUCGCACUCCGGCCGCCAGCAGGAGCGGCAUCCCGCCGGGAGCGAGCGGGAGCCGCAGCGCUCCUGACAUCGACCGAGACCGCCACGAGGACUCCGACGAUGACUCGGAAGGCACGGAGGAGGAGGAAGCGGAGCACGACCACUACGAUGAAGAGGAAACGGACCGAUGGGAUUCCGGAAGAGGGCGAGAACGACCUCCCGAGCCUCCUAGGCCCCCCCCGAGAGGGAAGGGGGACCAUCCGGCAUGGGACUGGCACGUGUGUGACGUGCGCGGUUGCAACCGACCGUCCCGUGGAGGAGACAGCGUCUGCUGCGACCCGUGCGUGCGCACCCAUGGCAGGGACCACACGUUCAACUGCGACGCCAGGGUGCGCGAAGCACAGGGGCCCGCGAGGGGACCAAACCGCAAAGGUGGCGGAGCCGGAGGACCGGGAGGAAAGGGGGGCGGCCCCGGGAGCGGACGGCGACCGGACGGAAGGCCCAAACGUAAGAAGCCGGGAAAAACAGCCCGGGACCGAGAACGCAACAUGUUCCGGAAAGGUGGAGGACGCUCGGGCAAGAGCGGAAAGGGCCGACCCUUCUCGGCUCAAGAUUUCCGCCGAGCCCUCUCGCUGGGGACAGCUGCGUCCACGGUCCGCUCCCAGACCUCCCGCCUCAAGACGUGGGACAAGGCACUGGAGGAUCUGGAAAGCAAGGGGCUCUUGACGUUGCCCGAAGACCGGUGCCGCUUGAGCCCGGAGACCGCCAAAGCCGGUGUGGCAUACCUCAGGUCACGAGGGUAUAGGUCGGCGGAACUCUACCUCAGUUCGGCAGUAACCCGGCAUAAGAGCCGCUACGACAUGAGUGGCCCCUUACAAAGCGCACACCAGGAGGCCGUGCGCAUCAGCCGCCGGGGGGUCGGACCGGCCCGAGGGAAGCAACCCAUACCGAUGCCGCCGCCCCAUACCCCCCACUUCGAGGCGCUAUCGGUGGGGAUUUGGUUCCUGCUCCGAGUUUCUGAGCUCACCUCUUUAAAUGUAGGGGAUGUCCGCCAACGGACCGGCUCACGGUUCCAGGUCGGACUGUGGAUACGGAGCUCGAAGACGGACCAAGAGGCGGCAGGCUCCCUGGUGUGCAGGGACUGCGUCUGUGAAGACCCCGCAGCCGCCCCAUGGUGCCCGGCCCACCUACUCUGGAAAACCAUAUGCAGCCGUAAAGACGCCAUGAGUGAAGUGGGGACGGUUUCGGGGCAGGCACCCUUGUUCGUAGACGUUGGGGGCCGGAGGAUCACAGCGGGUGCCGUUGGAGAAGCAGUCCGGAUGGUGGCCAGCAUGGCCGGAUUGCCGAUGAAAACAGAAGGAGCCUGGCUGCACGGCACCCACUCACUAAGGGUGACGGGUGCCAUACUGGGAUUCGCCGCCGACCUCACGGAGGAGGAAGUUCGAGUGCUGGGAAGGUGGACCAGCACCAAGGCCAUGAGGAAUUACCUCCGUGGCACCCCGGUGGUGAAGUCAUCCGCGGCGUCAAUCCCAAUGGCAAGAGCCCUCACCCAAGGAGUGAUGGGGGACUUGGCCGGCGCGCACUUUCGCGAAGCGCUGGAAACGGCCCCGGGACCUGAGGUGGGACCGGAGAAACCGGCAGGACCGGAAGGAGGCAUGGCAGUCCGCCACAACCUGACAGGAAUCAUCCAUCGGGCUGGAGUUAUGACCGGCCCGCCAGCUGGAUGGACCACGUGGUGUGGCUGGCGGUGGGCGACCGCCGGGUGUGCCGGCGCCUUCAGUGGCACAGAUGGAACACCAUGCAGCCGAUGCUACGAUACCAGGACGAAGCAUGACAACGGCCGCUCGAACGAACCUACUUUUGCAGCGCACGUCCGGAGAAAAAAUCGAGAGGGCGACAGCGCGAAACACUGGGCGGCCGGGAAGCAUGACAACGGCCGCUCGAACGAACCUACUUUUGCAGCGCACGUCCGGAGAAAAAAUCGAGAGGGCGACAGCGCGAAACACUGGGCGGCCGGGCGGGGUGCUUCGAGCCUUGCAGUGCGCUUGAGGGUGGAGGACAGAGAUGGACAGAGUACCAGGUGA